UACAACCCCUGACCAAAGGCAAGAUAUCGACGUGACGUCGCCACGGGUGGAGGAUAUCGACAUGACGUCGCCAUGGGAAACUCUAUAGAAUUGCCACAUAAAGAGGAUAAGGUGAGCCAAGUAGCCAGCUGCACAAAAAGAAGCAGCUAAUCCUCUCUGUCAACAUGCACUACGCAUCACUGUCAACUGCAGUAAUCCCAUCUCCACGAAGAAAGGUCCACAAAAACUACCCAUCUUGAGUUCUUGAUCUUAUCCUCUUCCCUCCAGCAAAGAAACAAGAGAACCCAUCGGCCAUCGCCAUCUGCAAAGUAGUAUAAACAACAAACGAAAUCGAUAUACUGUGAAGGCAGGUGAACUGCGAAGUAGCUCGCAGAAAGCAGGAGGUUCUUCAGGUAAAAUUUGGAAGGGAGAUGGAAGGGAAAAGCAGCCAUCUGCCGGAGAUAACCAUCGUCCCGGCGCCUAGGCCGGUGCCGGGCUUCGGCGCUGUCGACGUGGCGAAGGCGGCGAGCAGGGAGCCCAUCAGCCCGGGCUCGCCGUCCACGGUGGCCACCGCCGACCGAGGCAAAGAGAGCCGUGCCACUGCCGCGGGCGCCGACGCCCUGCCCGGGUGGAAGCUCGACGCCCUAUGCCAGGACUCCGGCUCGUGGCCGGCCAUGAGGGUGCGCUUCCCCUACUUCUGAGAACGGCAUCGUCGGUGCGCGGGCUGUAUAUUGUAUACUUUUAGAUUUUUACCUAGUAAACACUGUGUGAGUACGCCUAUAUAUUUACGAGUUGUACUGGUAUUUUAAAAAAUGAAGAACAUACCAGUCGUAAUUUAGUUGUUUGCGUACUCGAAAAAUGAAGAAAGUUUAUCGAUC
Messenger RNA from Phragmites australis (common reed), 857 nucleotides. RefSeq lists its product as uncharacterized. Lineage: Eukaryota; Viridiplantae; Streptophyta; Magnoliopsida; Poales; Poaceae. The transcript has a single exon. The record is from RefSeq and is a predicted model, not a curated record. Bases 411 to 680 code for a protein of 89 amino acids.